AUGCUCCCGAACAAAAAGUUCCGCGUCUCCUCCACUCCCAGUAGGGAGAACAAACGUCUUGGUGGAUCUGAUGCGCGGACUGGAAUUGAUCGGAUGCUGCAGUUGCCAUUACACAGACCGGACUGCCUCCUCUCUCCCUCCGCGCCCCUCGACUCUUCCUCGAGCGAUCCUGCAACCUGGCCGUCAACUCUGGAAGAUGCGUCUGUAACCGUCCCAGGGCACAGUCACUACCAGUCUCCGCCAUCGUUGUCAUCGUCUAGCGGGGCUUUGGAUCUGCGAGUUAACAAGUGGAAGACACAGGAUGCCAGUCCACUCUCCCCCACCAACACGGUAUCGCCCCAGGCGCUGGGGUCGCCAGGCCUCCCCCUGCCUGCCAAUUUCAACGACCCACCGAUUGCAAUCAGCUGGAACCUUGCCCUGGUAAACGCCUUCUUUCGAGGCUUUCUCCAACGCCGGCUCUCACCCCCGGAGUCUGCGCCCUACGCCACGCCCUACUGCUCUACCGGGCCUCCCAUCGAGGCUGCACCGUCGAUGGCCAUUUCGACAGUACCGAAGACGUUGGAGCCGUCACGUAGGGAUCCAUCCUUAGAGAGUCCGCAUGUCAUUUCCGAGGGAGAGGUAAAUGGCGACUUUGGAAGGCGGGAUGUCGGGCGAUUCGCCUCCCCACCUAAUGUCUCAUCCACCCUCACCUCCGACGGUGGCAAGGAAUCGGUGAUCUUCUACGACCCCGAACCGGCCGACCGCGUGCAGAAGAUCAGGGUGAGCGCAGGACUAAUUUCUGAGUUUUAAUCACAUAAUGUGUCUAAUGUACUGUCCAAAACAUCCACGCGCUUUCUGUCAUGGCUGUAAAGUGGAACCCGCCGAUUUUGGCCUCCGAUCAUUCGCUCUGGUUGCAUGCUUGUCUUCCAGCCCUUAUUACUUAAUCGGACUGAUAAUGGUCAUCCCCACCGCUCGGGGUCCCUGAGGGAUUUCUGGGGUUUCCUAUCGCUUUUUCUGCCUUUCACCAAAAUAAAGGUUACGAUCUCAUGCAUAUUCUGGGAGGGACGUUCACGGGGUUAUUCCCUAACGUUGCGUUUUGUGGGUCCUCGCAGACAGUCGUAGAGCAGUGGGCUCAAGCCAUGGCAUUCUAUGCUCCCAUAUCUCUGUCUGUUCUCCCUUCUGUAUCGUUGCUGGUUGCCAUGUCAGUGAGUCUCAAGAAACAAUAGGAUGACUUGAUCCCACCACUUGGUCGGUGAACGUCUCCUCUCAUGAUAGCGACUAUCCCCGAUCUCAACCUUCAGGACAACGAACCAAUGGCUCCACAACGGAGCAGUAGACUUGUGAGCACUCAGUGACCGAAUAAGCCCGGUUCCAGUCCAACUUAUUGGUACUGCAUCAAGCGAUUACUAUUUAGUCCAAACGGUCGUUGUCAAACUGCCUGAGAUGUAAACAUCACUGCGUUUUCGUCCCAGUGCAAUAGCGUUGCGGAUGGAUGCUUCGGAAACAACUGUGCAAGAAUCCUGCUAUCCUCGCAUAUCAGAUAAUUUAUUAUCAACGUUUUGCCCCGAGUAUAUCAGUUAUUUGUAUAAACGGAAAUAUAUUCCCGUUUUUAAAAAACAGGAACUACUGCGCAACCGAGACCCCAGACUCAAGUACGUCAAUGACGGGGCUGCCAUUAAGAACCCCUUCGCCGUCGACCGCAAGGUGCAGAUCAGUGUGCUGACCGAGAUGCUUUGUGAGUUACUCACUCUCUCUCUCUCUCUCUCUCUCUCUCUCUUUCUUGAAUUGCCAAUGGCUUCUAAAAGCACAAUCUAAAUUAAAAUGCCUAUUUAUUCUGCCUUAUUUAGUUAAAGGCAACAAUUGUGUGCUUCAUAUGGUAAAUUUCUAGCAUGAGUGAGCACGAUUCUAAGCGUUGUCAGUUGGCGAGCUGAUGGCGGCUAUCAAGUCCAUCUUGUCUUCAUUUGUACAUCUUAUAUGGAAAUGGUCAACCUAGACUCCACUGUCUUUGUAGGCAAUUCCGUACUGCAUAUAUCAGCUCAAUCUUUAUCUUCAAUUAUAUCUUACCCAAGCCCGAAGUGUGGUUAUAUUUUAACAAACUGACAAAACAGGCAUGGGGGACGUGGCGGUAGUUAACAGACUGCGGGGGCUUGUUGCAGCUGUUUUAAGAUUCUGGAAAUGUACGAUUCAGGAAAUGUACGAUUCAGGAAAUGUACGAAACCACACACGUUCACUUACUCCACGAAUGUUUAUCGAAAGUGCCACUUGUUGAUGUAUCAGAUAUAUAUAAAACGAUCCUAAAAUAGAGGUAAUUUAUCUGAGUACGACAAAAGUCUCACACGAAACGUUCGGAUCGAAAAAUGACCCAAUCAUUAUUGUCUCCUUUAAUACCAGUCCCAGUCGUGACCUUCGACUCAGACCAAAACUGCGAGGGUUACCAGUAUUCGGAGCACAAGUGUUCUUGACCAGUCUUGUUUAAACAGAAUGACUUUGUCGACGAAGGGGGUCCCCUGAACAUCUCUAUCAGGAGUUCGCAGACAUUAAUCGAAGUUCCUGCAGCUGAGCAUUGCUUUAUGCCCAAAAAGCCAUUUCUUCAGUAUGCUGUCGGCGGAAUCCUUAGUAAUAUCAUCUUCUUUAUCAAACCGCUGAACUGCAACUUCUGGUUUUUUCAUAUUUUCGCACAACAUCAUAGUCAGCCAGGUCAUUAGUUGAUAUGUGUAAUCUGCCACUCUACAGCACUCCUGAAUGGAAACCGUUUUUCAAACAGUUUUGAAUGCGAUCCGGCAGGAUUACUGACGUUGGAAGCUUGGAGUUGACCCUAAAAGUCAUGCCCCAUGUACUUGACUCCAAGUCCUUCCCUUAGCAAUUUGCUUCGCACUCGUAUCUGGAGUUCAUGUAUGACUGAAGCCAUAUAGGGGACGCCGGAGGAAGGCAAAAUUUCGAGUUCCAGGUGUAUGCAUAUUUGAAGAAGAAGAAGAGUCGAGCAUCGGAACACUUCGUUUAUUAUCCUGAGCUUUCAGACUCGUACAGGAGUCCAUCGUCAGAGGAAGUGGCAGAAACAGGAUAAACGGCAGUCAAUCGAUUUAUCGAUCUGGCGCCGGCGUACAGAGCCCUUCGUAGUCACCUCCAGUCGUGCGACGUCGAUCGAUGAUUGGGGCCUACGUGCCUUAUAACUGCCGUUUAUCCUGUUUCUGCCACUUCCUCUGACGAUGGACUCCUGUACGAGUCUGAAAGCUCAGGAUAAUAAACGAAGUGUUCCGAUGCUCGACUCUUCUUCUUCUUCAAAUAUGACUGAAGCCAUAUAGGGGACGCCGGAGGACUCACUGAGGAGGGCGACUGCCGAUGUUGAGAAAGCGUCAAUACCACCGUCACAUAAGUGAAGGCAGACGCCAUCAGUUAGUCGACCAGACAACGUACCCUGGAACGGUAUCAGACUCCUGCUCCCUCCGCCCCCCCCCCCCUCCAAGUGCGUGCGGUUGGUUUGAGCUUCCCAUGCUCUGUUUCUGCUUCGCAAAGAAGGUAUACUUCAUCUCCAGCGACUAUCCUGCCGAACUUCUAAGGGGAUCAUCUUGCGCGUUUAAGGUUGAUCAUUUGAGUCAAUACUGUGUGGGCCAUUUGUGAUAGUGCGGAGUUCUAGGUAAUAUCUGGAAGCCAGUCUUUUUGUAGUUUGACACAACCCCGAUUUAUAUCACACUCGGUCCCUCUGAACAUGUUCUGACUGAUAAUUGUGAAGAGUAAUUGUUAGUAGUCAUAAAAAUAUUGCUGCUGCCCCUACUCGGUUACUCAGAGGGGAUUCUCGAUGGCACCUGCGUGUGGCCUAGAGCUUUUCCACAGACAUCAUUCAUUGGCAGACCCCGGCACCCUGCAGUCUUGGGAGUUGGCCCCCUGAGGUAAGAGCCACUAAGUGACGAUGAGGGGAUUACUUUUAACUACUGAUCAACAUGAACUUCCGGGCGCCAGCACGGGAAGGGGGGGGGGGUGGAGACGACUGAUUUGUAGCCUAAGGGGCGACAACAGCCAUUUGUGCUAGCUAGAACUCUACAAUUCCCGAUCAUCUACUUGUGGAGUUGACGAUGCACCUUUGAAUUUUCUGGCGUUAAACGUGAGGCGGGGGUGGGGGGGGGGAGGUUUGAGCACAGGCCGUGAGGACAGAUGUCUGCACCUUCCGAUGCCAGAAGUUUGCGCGCUGGGCCCUACCGUGCGCAUUACACUGAGGUCGCCCCGACACCAGCCGGAACUCUUGAAUACAUUUACCGCUCUUUAGCAUUCGUCAACUCCCCGCGUAAAUGGUGACGGGCUUGACCUCGCACACAUUACGUAAGUACGUACGACAGCGAGGCAUUUGCACUCAACUGCGAGUUGGAACCACGUGCCUCGAGUGGUCGCGGGGCAGGCCACUUUGUAACUAGGGCCCCGGCUUAAUCAAAAUUCUGGAAACCCCGGUUAACCAACGCAGAAAAGGACACGGUGACCAACCGCAGAACGGCCGCACUGGGGGACGCGCUCGCGUCGGCUUCUGUGCUCGCGCGCGCGGGGGGGGGGAGUUGGAAGUAGCCUCACAAAGUCUGGAUGCCAUCAGCAGCGCGCAGACAAGGUUGGCCGUUGUGAGUCUAUUAACUGUCCAAACGGCCACCGUCUGGGAGGGAGUUGGCUCAACAGAUCAGCCGCCCCACGUCGAAUCGGCCGGUCAGCUCAAAGUGUUAAUGAGAACGACAGCGAUGUGAUGACGUCGGCGACAGUUGCCACGGUCGGCUCACACCUCCGGUGGGUGGGCCGUAGUGACAGUGAUGGAGGCCAUUCGUUCCGUUCUGCGUUUCAUCAUAAGUAGCCGCAGAGUUAUCAGGGAGGUGGGGGAGGGGAGGGCAAUAAGAGGGGCAGGGGCCGAGCGCAGCUUAGUGGGGGGUGCCGCCCCGCUGGUCAGCUUUAACUUUUAGCGCCAGUCUCUCCCACCGCCCCAAGGGGGCCACAACUGGCCGCUAGAAGUCACUAAAAAGCUGUCCUGAGGGCUGACGCUCUUCGGGUCGUCGACGUCCUACUUUUUUCAUAUUUGUCCCGUUUUGACUUCUUCGCAUACCUCCCUCCUCCUCCUCCUCCUCCUCCUCCUCACUCACUCACUCACUCACUCACUCCCUCCCUCCCUCCUCUUCGUUACUAUUUCUACUACUACUACUACUACUACUACUACUACUACUACUACUACUACUGCUACUACUACUACUACUACUACUACUACUACUACUACUACUAUUACUACUACUACUACUACUACUACUACUACUACUACUACUACUACUACUACUACUACUGCUACUACUACUACUACUACUGCUACUACUGCUACUGCUAAUACUGCCACUACUACUACUGUUACUACUUCUACCACCACCACCACCACCGCCGCCGCCGCCACCACCUCCUCCUCCCUCCUAUUCGUCACUAUUACUACUACUGCUAUUAUUAUUAUUACUAAUACUACUAUCGCUCCUCGCCCCCAUUGUCUUCGUUCUUUCUGUCCUUCUCUCAGUACGCUUAAGUACACAUCACAUGCGACAGUUCCCUGCGAAAGGCGAAGAUCUGUUUCGUUAAAAAAAAAACUCUAAAUUCACCAACGGGAUCUAGAAAAGCACAGAUACCUGGCAGGACAGUUGGUCUGUUGCAGGCGCCGGGGGACGCAGAGGGUUCGAGUCAGUUUUUUUAGUGAAGCAUGCUUUCGAAGCAUCUGUCACACUCGAGCACUUUCCACACUCAGCGCACUUUACUGGCGCUGAUCAGGUUUAAACAUUUCCCGGAAAGCAGAAUGUGCUAAUUUCAAUCGCUCUCCGCACGACUUCACCCCGCCUAAAUCGAACACACUCAACUUGCGGAAUACAUUUUGACAGUGAAACCGAACGCUGCAAGCCAUUUCAGCUGGUGCUUUAAUUGGUGGUCAACCGCAUUAAUUUUCGCCCUAUGUUCAUCUGUAAUAAUGCUCAAAUGAUUAUUGGACAAGGUUUUUUUUCAAACAAAAGUGGCGAUCGUAACAGACCCCGCCGCCUUUACCUAACACACAAACCGCACAUCAAGCGUAAUAUCUUUCUCACCUGCACGCCGGUUAGGGCAUAAUUGUAUCGGCAGUCAAAUUCCACCCAUUUGCAGCGGUAUAAUGGACAUGCCAGCUCACCGCGGUAAGCAGACCGGGUGGGGGGGGGGGGGGGGGGGCAGGGAAGAUUACAAGCUCGUCUAUGGAGCAUCCCUCCAGGAGCUCGGCAUAUACAGUGCGUGACCUAUCUCACGAAAUCGUAUAACGGAAACUCAUGAGAGAAUUUCUAGACGCCUUUAACGAUGGGCAUUUUGUUCGCUCCUUCACUUAUUUCAAUAAAAUGUCCUUCUCUGAAACUCAGCGUAAUCCAAAACGAAGGAAAAGUGUAAAUUAGUUUAACGGAAGAAAAGUUCCCUCUAUACACAAAAUGGUAUGUUUAAGAUGACGCCUGUCCGUUCUAUUUAAAUUUAUGAGGCACCGACCGGCCACACAGCAUGUCACCUUUUGAAAACUGUUGUUCCUACGACGUCCCAAUCGGCGAAACCAAGCAACUUCCAGAUUCUCUUGUUGAACCCCAUCUCAUUUACUUCAAACAAAUAAGAAAAAAACAGGACUCACUGGAAAACUGUUUCGGAAUUUACACCCAGAAUAUAGGGAGUUGACAAAUCGUCAUAUAUGGAAUCACGCUACUUAUUAAACGAUAUUUAGAUGUAAACUUCACUAAAACACUGUUAUUAUACGUUAAUUCAUGUCUACUUUCAUAUUUAUUACCUUUUGGUAUGAUAAUACAUUCUGUACAUCUAAAAACGAAGUUUAAUUAAUUAGAGCCAUUUCUGACGUUUCCGGGAAAUUACGCUUUUCAAAAUAAAUUGGCAUUUCUAAAUAACGCAACACUGCCUUUCAUAUUUCUCGUAUGCUGUUAAUUCUUUUGAACUUGUACCUAAUUAACAUAGACAUUGGACUCAUUAAAUGGUGUCGGUUUGCGAGGGAUUGGUAAUCAUUCGUAAAUUUUGACAAAUUCCAAGAUUUAAGUCAUUAAUUGCAUUGAUUAGACGCAGGAUCGUGUGUGGCACGCGUAGACGGUUUGUCUACUGAGUCUGAACCCUUCUACUGUCAUCUUGACACUUUCCUGCCAUCAGAUCAGGAUGAAUGGCCGACGAGAGAGAAAGAGAGAGUACGAUGGAUGCUACGCAAGUUACCGGCGGACGUCGUCAUUGGCGAUGGAGGUUACGCGACAUUUCAGGGGGAGAAAAGUGGCCCGAAUAAAGUUAACCAUUUUGGGUCCACCUGUCCGGGUUUUUUAAUGAGUGACAAUAUUCCCUGCAUCUUUUGUCCUUCAGGCUACGUCAACGAGCAGGGCCAAUAUACCUGCCGCGGCUGCGAUCGAGUGUCCCCCCGGCUGCGUUCCAUGCAACAGCAUCUCCUGUCGCAUAGUGCAAGCAAAUUCAACCUCUGCGUCCAGUGCCUGAAGGGCUUCAACGACAAAUACGAUAUGAAACGCCAUACGCGGAAGCACACCUGUGAGUUGCUUGAAUGAAAAAUCGAAGAACCUCGAAUUAAUUUCGAGAGAAGCGGGAGACUCAGGGGCUGUAUAUUUCUGGCCUACCUAGGAUCAUUGGUCCUCUAUACCGAAUGUACCCGAUGCACGAACCCUUGGUCUAAUUACUCUAGAGGGCCUACGCCUUGUAGCCUACGAUGGGGACUGUUCAAGUUGCUUGGGAGUGACCUUGAUCGACCCGUCUGAAACAAGUAUGCAAGCCAUGUGUGAUGAACGCCAUUCUCAAAGGAGUAUGAUUAGAAUCCAGGGGAUGUGAUGCGCUCGUCUGUCUCCCGCUGUAUGCCUGGUAGGUGCAGUUGAAUAUACCGCAAUGAACUAAAAGUCGUGGUUUGAAGGUAACUAGGCCUUCCAAGAUGCAAUGGCUGCUCCUUAAUAGGGCCGCUAUGGCAACUUUCACGUCUAUAAGCGUCGAGGCCACCUUUUCGCGAAAGACUGUCUCAUGGAAAGGUAUCUACCGGGAAUAUAUGUAUAUAUUGAGAUGAGUCUUCACGAAGAGAAGGGGGACUUGGGCACCUAUUUUGUCGUCGUCAGCUAAUCUUACCCAAACCUAGGUCUUGGCCGUGUCUGCACCUCAGACUCGCGCUCUUUGGUCGUCAAACGUCAUUGCGUUCAACACAGUGUGUGACUGUCUGCCCUGGGCCUCAAGGCACAGUGAGGGGAGCAGGUCCCCUAACCCGAUUGGUGGGGGCAUCCUCAACCUAGCCUAUUUUCGCCCUACAACUGGAACGUGGCGGGGGCAGUGGAAGGAAGUGAAGAAGACUCUGUGCAUGUCCGCUUUGUUAUAUAUAUACAUCAACUUGCGAGUCGCUACUGCGCCCUUGGGGGCAGUUCAAUGGGAAACAUGGCAGUUAGUCAACUGCCCAACGUUUUACGUACUGCAAAGCGGUGUUAAGAGAAUUAGAUGUAAUUUUCCCCUUUCUCCAUUAUUCGGGAUACGAUUGACUUAAGCAAUGACGCCGAUCACUGACUAAGAAAUUGAAACACAGGUAGCGGAUGCGAUCGUGAAUAUGCCAUCUUUCGCAUACUACAGUGCGUGACCGAUCUCAGGAAAUGUUGGGCAAAAUUCUGGAAUGCGUUUCCGAUUAGAAAGGAUUACUUAAAUGGGGUUGUUAUGCAGCAUAACCCUAUAACAUUUCGGACUCAACAGGAUGUCGGCUUUUGAAGGCAUUUCUUUUUGAGCUCCUGCAGAAACCACACUCGGUAAAAAAUGACUACUUACGUAGCAUGCAUUUGCCCUAUUGAUUUUCGAUGGUCUUAUAAAUUCAAAUAUAUUUUACAGAAAACAUGCACAAAGAUAUGCUUUCUUUUGUUCAUUUGGUAGGAAAUCACAUUGUCGUCAUAUUUUAUACCCGAAGAAACUGUGUAUUUAAGUUUUAAAAAAGUUUCCCAAUUCCCGAAUAAUUUUCAGCCUGAUCUGCCAUUGCAUCAGCGUUUAAAAAGUUCAGUCUACAAGGUGCAUGCUUUCCGUGUAAGGAAAAUCAUAUAUUUGUCUAUGCCUUUAAGAAGAUACCACAUAGAGUUUACGAAAUUUUGCAAUGUAUCCGGACUGUGUUGUACAUUUCAUGAGGGGCAUUAGUAAACGGACAUGUGAGGUCUUGCGUGCAUGAACAUCGCACGGUCUUAAAAAUCUCAUAAUUAUAAACUUUUUUAAAACGUACAUGCAAACUUUCUUCGGGCAUGAACUAUGAAGAAAAUAUGAUUUCCUACCAAAUGAGCAAAAGAAAGCAUAUUUUUUAUCUAUGUUUUAUGCAAAAUAUGUUUGAAUUUGUAAGACAACUGAAAAUCAAUAGGAAAAAUGUAUGCUACUUGGGUAGCCAUUUCUUACCAAGUGUGGUUUCUGCAGGACGUCAGAAAGAAGUGUAUUCAAAAGCCGACACCCUGGCGAGUCCGAAACGUUAUAGGGUUAUUCUGCAUGAUAAUCAGUAUAACAACUCCACUUAAGUAAUCCUUCCUAAUCGGAAACGCAUUCCAAAAUUUUAGCGAACAUUUCAAGAGGACGGUCACACACUGUAAGACAAUUUUCCUUCCGUAAAAUUACUCCGUGGUUUUUGAUACCGGUGAAAUUUGUCGGCAGUCCUUGGAAGGUCAGCAAAUACUUGAUAGUUUUACGUGUUCUCCGUCGACUCUACUAGAUGAUAAAUUCUGUGUUUUAUUUUUAGCAAGACGAUAGGCCACGCGAACAGUACGGGUGGCUCAAUGUCAAAUUUAGAGGAGAUUAUGGUGUAGGUUUGGAGUAAAGGAUAGGGGAAUGACAAUAGGUACCCUUACUGGAAUUUAGCGUAAGGCCACCUGUGUUGCUUGGGAGCGGGAGGGGGGUGCCUACUUUCGUGUCAUACCAUAAAAAUAUCAAAAAUUAAACGAUCGAUUUGUCGAUCUGGCGCCGGCUUACAGAGCCCUGCGCAGUCACCUCCGGUCUUGUGCCGUCGGUCGAUGAUUGGCUAACACGCCCCAUAACUGUCGCUUGUUCUGUUGCUGCCGAUAUCUUUGACGAUGCACUCCUGCAAGAGGUAGAAAACCCAGAACAAUAAACUGACUGUCCCGGUGCGCGACCGCCCUUCUUCUUCUUCUUCUUCUUCUUCUUCUUCUUCUUCUUCUUCUUCUUCUUCUUCUUCUCCCUCUUCAAUUCCUAAAGGGAUUUGCCCAGGUAGUGAGUCCUCGGACGUUAGUUUUUGCACAGAUAGUAGUUUGUUUAAUCCAUCAGCCGAGAAAACAGUUAUAUUACAGCACCGUCUGUAGUCCUCGAAAGUGUACCGACCUGGAUGACUUGGACCUCGUCUCCUCGCAUGUUGUCUUAAAGUCCGACGACGUCGUCAUCAAUUCACGUUAACUUCCAAUCCUGUUGAUUGUUCCUUCGAGUCUCUCCUUCGGAGGUUAAUGUAGAAGGCAUCCCGUAGCCUUUACUUCUCCAUCUAAGGCGCUCCUUGCACAGCGCCUGUCUCGCCAUCUCGUGCACCUAUGCAUUUGCGCCCAGACACACAGGUUGUUUUGUCUUCGUUCACUCCCAGCCUGCCUUUCCUGCCUGCCUAGUUGUGAAGCCCUACCGAUGUCCGGAGUGCAGUCGCAGUUUCACCCAACGCUGUUCCCUUGAGGGCCAUCGCAAGAAGAUUCAUCACGUCCGACUGGACUAUGCUCGAAACGAGCGCCGGGAGUCGGUGCGUGUGUGCGAACGAUGCGGCUUCUCCUGUGCCGAGCUGGCCGAUCUCCUCCAGCACACGGAGAGCCUGCAUCCGGGGGACCCCGGACUGCCCCGACUCCGACGUCAACUAGCCCGUCAGCAGCAACAGCAGAAGGAGCGCAGGACCUGA
Messenger RNA from Spirometra erinaceieuropaei, 10858 nucleotides. The record is from the annotation of a GenBank genome assembly. NCBI's taxonomy places the organism in Eukaryota, Metazoa, Platyhelminthes, Cestoda, Diphyllobothriidea, Diphyllobothriidae.